CACUGCCGGAGUGCCGUCUGGAGCAAGCCCAGCGCCAGGACCUUGCCCUGUGACGUCUGCCUGGAUGUGGUGGCUGCUGCCGGCAACGGCGCGAACCCCAACACCACAGAUGCCGACGUCCUGGCUUUGGUGACGAAGACCUGUGAGUGGCUUCCCAGCCAGGACUCUUCGGCCAAAUGCAAGGAGAUGGUGGACGCCCACGGCUCGGCCAUCCUCAGCAUGCUCGAGGGGGGCCCGGGCAGCGCCCCCCCACAGGUAUGCACUGCGCUCACCCUCUGCCAGCCGCUGCAGAGCCUCCCGGCCACCCCGGGGCCACUCUCCGAGGAGGACACGUCCGAGCUGGUGGCCCCGUUCAUGGCCAACGGGCCGCUCAGCUUCCACCUCCCGCCGAUCCCUGAGGACCCCGUGUGCCAGGACUGCGUCCGGCUGGUCACCCGGCUCCAGGACGAAGUGGGCUCCAACGUGUCCGCGCUGGCCGACGUGGUCACGCGGGAGCAGUGCAAGUCCCUGGGGCCCGACCUGGCUCUCAUCUGCAGGGACUACAUCCUGCGCUUCCUCGGCCCCGGGGAGCACAUGCUGAAGCUGGUCCUGCCCGAGGAGACCUGCGAGAAGGGCGGCUUCUGCGAGGAGCUGCAGGUGCCCGCCGAGCUCGUGGUCCCCCCGCUGGAGCCGCUGUCCGCGGGGAAGAGGAUGGAGCUGCAGAUGCAGGCCGGCCUGACCUGCGAGGUGUGCCUGCAGGUGGUCCAGGAGCUGGACCAGUGGCUGGACUCCAACAGCACCGAGGUCCUCAUCAGCCAGGCGCUGGAGCGCGUGUGCUCCGUGAUGCCCGCGUCCAUCGUCCAGCAGUGCGUCACCAUGGUGGACACCUACAGCCCCUCCCUGGUGCAGUUCGUGACCAGGGUCCCCCCGGAGAAGGUGUGCACGGCCAUCCGACUCCGCAACCUGGAGCGCAAGAGCACCAAGCGCGGCAUCCUGCAGGCCUUCAAGGGCGGCUGCCGCAUCCUGCCUCUGCCCUACAUGAUCCAGUGCAACCGCUUCGUGGACGAGUACGAGCCCGUGCUCUUGGCGCCAGCCCGGAGGCCGCCCAGAUGUGCGACGCCCUGGAGCACUGCCAGCGCUUCAUCUGGAAAGUGAUGCCCUUCAACACCGAGGAGCCCGAGUGCCCCCCCAGGGGGCCCUCCUCACCCUGAACCCCCC
Messenger RNA from Myotis brandtii (Brandt's bat), 1197 nucleotides. RefSeq names its product prosaposin-like 1 (gene PSAPL1). The record is from RefSeq and is a predicted model, not a curated record. Gene Ontology annotation, cellular component: lysosome. Gene Ontology annotation, biological process: sphingolipid metabolic process. NCBI's taxonomy places the organism in Eukaryota, Metazoa, Chordata, Mammalia, Chiroptera, Vespertilionidae. The transcript is spliced from 2 exons. The annotation marks the transcript as partial.